AUGGGAAAAGCGCAAAUAUGGGAAAAGCGCAAAUAUGGGAAAAGCGCAAAUAUGGGAAAAGCGCAAAUAUGGGAAAAGCGCAAAUAUGGGAAAAGCGCAAAUAUGGGAAAAGCGCAAAUAUGGGAAAAGCGCAAAUAUGGGAAAAGCGCAAAUAUGGGAAAAGCGCAAAUAUGGGAAAAGCGCACACAUGGGAAAAGCGCACACAUGGGAAAAGCGCACACAUGGGAAAAGCGCACACAUGGGAAAAGCGCACACAUGGGAAAAGCGCACACAUGGGUAAAGCGCACACAUGGGAAAAGCGCACACAUGGGAAAAGCGCACACAUGGGAAAAGCGCACACAUGGGAAAAGCGCACACAUGGGAAAAGCGCACAUAUGGGAAAAGCGCACACAUGGGAAAAGCGCACAUAUGGGAAAAGCGCACAUAUGGGAAAAGCGCACAUAUGGGAAAAGCGCACAUAUGGGAAAAGCGCACAUAUGGGAAAAGCGCACAUAUGGGAAAAGCGCACAUAUGGGAAAAGCGCACAUGUGGGAAAAGCGCACAUGUGGGAAAAGCGCACAUAUGGGAAAAGCGCACAUGUGGGAAAAGCGCACAUGUGGGAAAAGCGCACAUGUGGGAAAAGCGCACAUAUGGGAAAAGCGCACAUAUGGGAAAAGCGCACAAAUGGGAAAAGCGCACAUACGGGAAAAGCGCACAUACGGGAAAAGCGCACAUACGGGAAAAGCGCACAUACGGGAAAAGCGCACAUACGGGAAAAGCGCACAUACGGGAAAAGCGCACAUAUGGGAAAAGCGCACAUAUGGGAAAAGCGCACAUAUGGGAAAAGCGCACAUAUGGGAAAAGCGCACAUAUGGGAAAAACGCACAUGUGGGAAAAACGCACAUGUGGGAAAAACGCACAUAUGGGAAAAACGCAAAUAUGGGAAAAAACGCAAAUAUGGGGAAAAACGCAAAUAUGGGGAAAACGCAAAUAUGGGGAAAAACGCAAAUAUGGGGAAAAACGCAAAUAUGGGGAAAAACGCAAAUAUGGGGAAAAACGCAAAUAUGGGGAAAAACGCAAAUAUGGGGAAAAACGCAAAUAUGGGGAAAAACGCAAAUAUGGGGAAAACGCAAAUAUGGGGAAAAACGCAAAUAUGGGGAAAAACGCAAAUAUGGGGAAAAACGUAAAUAUGGGGAAAAACGCAAAUAUGGGGAAAAACGCAAAUAUGGGGAAAAACGCAAAUAUGGGGAAAAACGCAAAUAUUGGAAAGACGCAAAUAUGGGAAAAACGCAAAUAUGGGAAAAACGCAAAUGUAUCGAAAGGGAAAUUUGUGGCACAAAUUGA
Schistocerca nitens (vagrant locust) is the source of this 1323-nucleotide messenger RNA. RefSeq names its product LWamide neuropeptides-like. The coding region runs from base 1 to 1323 and encodes 440 amino acids. The transcript has a single exon. NCBI's taxonomy places the organism in Eukaryota, Metazoa, Arthropoda, Insecta, Orthoptera, Acrididae. The record is from RefSeq and is a predicted model, not a curated record.